Messenger RNA from Adineta ricciae, 270 nucleotides. The record is from the annotation of a GenBank genome assembly. NCBI's taxonomy places the organism in Eukaryota, Metazoa, Rotifera, Eurotatoria, Adinetida, Adinetidae.
AUGUUACUCGAGAAUGUUAUGUUUGUUUGUUUGUUUGUUGAAAACAAGUGGAGCAAUUAUUAUUUGGUUAAUGAAACGUUGCUGAAUGAUGUAGAUUUAUACACAGAUAACACGACAGAAGAUACCGUGACUUUAGACUAUAUUCUUGAACUUAUAUCGGAAGAAACUAUUUCAUCUAUUUCGUUCGAUAGUGAAUCAUCAGAACUUCUCCAAGAUUAUUUCAAUUGGUCGAACGAGUUUCUAGAUUUCUCCUUCAUUUCUUCCUAUUAA